UCCAGACUUCCGGUCCACGUUCCUUCCAUGAUCUUCUACUUUAACCGACCUAACCCCUCUCCUUCUCUUGUCCCUCUCUCUAUAUAAGUACCGCAUCUUUUUCUCAUUCAACAUAUUCUUGUUUUUAAGCCGUCUCUAGCAAGUACAGAAUUUGGUUUUCUCUGCAGAUCUUUUAAGUUUUCCCUUUUUGAAGAACUCUGUUUCGUACAUAUCCGGAGAAAUGGCUCGUACGAAGCAAACUGCUCGCAAAUCAACCGGUGGAAAGGCUCCGAGGAAGCAGCUUGCAACCAAGGCUGCUAGAAAAUCCGCUCCAACUACUGGUGGAGUUAAGAAGCCCCAUCGAUACCGUCCUGGAACUGUGGCUCUUCGUGAAAUCAGAAAGUAUCAAAAGAGUACCGAGCUUUUGAUACGCAAAUUGCCCUUCCAGCGCCUUGUUCGUGAAAUCGCUCAAGAUUUUAAGACGGAUUUGAGGUUUCAGAGUCAUGCGGUGCUUGCGCUCCAGGAGGCUGCGGAGGCUUAUUUGGUGGGUCUUUUUGAAGAUACCAAUCUCUGCGCCAUUCACGCCAAGCGGGUAACAAUAAUGCCUAAAGACAUCCAGUUGGCUCGACGGAUCCGUGGUGAACGUGCAUAGAUAGGGAUAAUACCUUUUGUUAUAUUUGUAUAUCCUUCUAUUAAGGAUUUUGGUUCUUGUAUUUUCGACACUUUGCUUUAUAUAAUUUGAUAUAAGGAAUUAUUAAAAUCUAUGUAUUUACAUGAUUCAGUAGAAUUUCAUGUGAUUUCACAAUACUAUCUUUGCAAUCUGAUUAAUUUCUAAUUA
This is a messenger RNA of Jatropha curcas, 817 nucleotides long. RefSeq names its product histone H3.3. Gene Ontology annotation, molecular function: structural constituent of chromatin; protein heterodimerization activity; DNA binding. NCBI's taxonomy places the organism in Eukaryota, Viridiplantae, Streptophyta, Magnoliopsida, Malpighiales, Euphorbiaceae. Gene Ontology annotation, cellular component: nucleosome. The record is from RefSeq and is a predicted model, not a curated record.